ACCAAACUCGACUCGAACCAACGACACUUGAGCUUACCCAGCCCAUUCACCUCGUUCUCCACCGUCGAGCUUAGCCAUGUUCCCCAAGACCCUCCUCUCCUUCGCCAUGCUGGCUGCGACAGCCGCUGCGAUCCCGUCCGCCAACAAGCGGGCGACUUGCAGCGGUGGUCAGACCACAGCGAACGAGGCGUGCUGUGUAUGGUUCGAUGUUCUUGACGACAUCCAAACCAACCUGUUCCACGACGGCACUUGUGGCGAGGAAGCCCACGAGGCUUUGCGGCUCAUCUUCCACGAUGCCAUUGCCAUUUCCCCUGCCUUGACCGCCCAAGGACAGUUCGGUGGCGGAGGUGCAGAUGGUUCGAUCAUGGCGCACGUCGAUGUUGAGGGGGCUUAUCACGCCAACAAUGGCCUGGACGAGAUCAUCGAGUCCGAGCGUCCCUUCGCCCUCAAGCACAACGUCUCCUUUGGUGAUUUCAUCCAGUUUGCGGGUGCCGUCGGCGCCUCGAAUUGCAACGGUGGUCCCCAAAUUCCGUUCUUUGCGGGGCGGUCCAACGACUCGCAGCCGGCCCCAGACGGCCUUGUCCCUCUGCCGACCGACGAUGUUACGACGAUUCUUGACCGCAUUGGCGACGCCGGCGGCUUUGUGGCUGUCGAGCUCGUCUGGCUGCUCAUCUCGCACACCGUUGCCUCUCAGCACACCAUCGACCCCUCCGUUCCUGGCGCGCCGUUCGAUUCGACGCCGUCCGAUUUCGACGCCCAGUUCUUCGUGGAGACCCUUCUGAACGGCACCGCGCCUACUGGAAGCACCCUGGAGUCUGCUAACGGCGAAGCGCUUUCGCCUAUUCCUGGUGAGUUCCGCCUGGCGUCGGACUCUCUCAUCGCUAGGGAUAGCCGCACGGCCUGCGAGUGGCAGAGGUUGAUCACCGACCCCGACGACAUGGUGGCGAAGUUCGUGCAGACCGUCCAGAAGUUGUCUCUCCUCGGCUUUGACCAAAGCAUCCUCACCGACUGCUCUGACGUCAUCCCCGCCCCGUCCGGCUCCCCUGCGGCUGGUGUCUUGCCCGCCGGCAAGUCCUUCGACGACAUCCAGGCCUCCUGCACUACCUCUGCUUUCCCCACCACCAUCGCUACUCUGUCCGGCCCGGAGACAUCCAUUGCUCCCGUCCCUACUAACUCCUAAAUCCGAGGGAGGCACCGAACCGGCUAUCUGUGGUUCGACUCAUACCGGAGCUGAAGCGGUCAUGACGAGGUCACUGGUUCGUGGGUUGAAAGACUUAUGGGAGGUUUUGUGGGUAUCACAUCGGACAAUAUAUAUGGUGAAUGUAUGGGCAUAGAGAUACGCUUAGGAAUGGCACUUCAUAAAGCG
This is a messenger RNA of Trametes versicolor FP-101664 SS1, 1366 nucleotides long. RefSeq names its product manganese peroxidase (gene VP3at). The coding region runs from base 77 to 1180 and encodes 367 amino acids. The record is from RefSeq and is a predicted model, not a curated record. NCBI's taxonomy places the organism in Eukaryota, Fungi, Basidiomycota, Agaricomycetes, Polyporales, Polyporaceae. The transcript is spliced from 12 exons. Gene Ontology annotation, biological process: cellular response to oxidative stress; hydrogen peroxide catabolic process; response to reactive oxygen species. Gene Ontology annotation, molecular function: peroxidase activity; heme binding.